Metopolophium dirhodum (rose-grain aphid) is the source of this 836-nucleotide messenger RNA. RefSeq lists its product as uncharacterized. The coding region runs from base 3 to 836 and encodes 277 amino acids. The transcript has 6 exons. The record is from RefSeq and is a predicted model, not a curated record. NCBI's taxonomy places the organism in Eukaryota, Metazoa, Arthropoda, Insecta, Hemiptera, Aphididae.
ACAUGUCGUGGUCUGUAGUUGAGUUUACUACCGACAAUUCAAUGUAUGUUGUACCAUCUUUUUGGUUAAAACAAGAUGAGUGUGCUUGGCCAACACAAAAUGUAUCCAAAUUUAUUACUCGACGCAAGCAGCCGAAUGAAAUAGAAUUCAUUUAUCUAGACGCAAAACAAAUUGGUAAAGCAUUAGACUCAUAUGAAGAUGCAAAAGGUCAAUUGUCCAUAGCAGAAUUUACAUCAGAUAUGUCAUCAAGUGAAAAUAAGAAGAGUAGAAAAGUCCGAAGAAAGAGGCCUUGUGAUUCGGAUGUUGAUAGUAUAAUAGUGAAACACAAAAAAAAAGUAUUGCCGAAAUCUGUAAAAGAGAAGAGUUCUAAUAACUUAUGGAAUGUAUUAUCCACUGAUGGAUCAUCAAGCGAAGAUGAUGAAAUUGCAAUUGAGAAAGGAGACCACGCUUUAAAGACAUUGUUACCAAACUGUGCCCACACAUCAAUUAGUUCAUCAAUUACAGAGGUCACCAUUCCUGCAGUCGAUAAACAUUUAGUUCAUGAAAAGAGCUUUAAUUCAUUAAAUAUAUUAUCUGCUAGUUUCGACGAAUCUAUAAUAGUUGACCCUACUAAUGUCAAUGAAAAUGAAAAAGUCAAAUCACAAAAUGUGUUAAGUCAAGAUUUUGAUAUAUUUUUAGCGGAUGAUUUUCAAAGUACUGUUUUAAGCUACCUUGCCAAAAUAAGUGUUGAUAUAGGAGACAUCAACAAAACAUUAAACAGUCAUGAAGAUAUUCUAAAUACUUCAUCUUUUGGAAAUAGAACCAACGAAAGUUCCUCUUCUGAUAUUAACCAGUAA